GAAAUUUUAAGUCAGAGCAACAUAUCAUCUGCUCGUGCUUCUUUUUGCAAUUAUAAAUAUUUACAUUGUAUAUUUCUUAUUAAAAGAAUAUAUAGCAUACAAUUAUUUUUAAACAUAAUCAAAACAUAAAUAAUAUAUAUUUAAUUAUUUAUAUGUGAUUUUGCAAUUGAUUUCAAAGUGGGAUGACGAAAUUAAUGGAAUGGCUUUUAUUUAUAACUUUAUUUGUUGGUAUUUGGACUGCUGUGAUUACAGGAAAUAUUAAUUCAUCUUUUAUCACAGAAUGGCAACAAGUUAUUCUUUUCUGUCCACUCAUUGUACUAUUUUUAUGUGGUGUUUAUGCAGCUGUUAUCAUCUUAUAUAGAGUGUUCACAUUUAAUAAUUGUGAAAAAGCAGCUGCUGAAUUACAGGAACAAAUAGAAGAAGCUAAAAAAGAUCUCCAAAGCAAAGGUGUUAUUUUGAAAAAUAAAUAAAUUUGAGUGCUUUUAUAUUAUUUAAACCAAACAAUGCAGUAAUAGAUGAACAUUCCUAUUUAUAUAGGUUACAUUUGUACAUAUCUCAAUAAAUGUUCUAAGAUGAUAAAACAUUACAAUUAAAAAAUUAUAUUAUAGAAAAAUGUAUUUAGAAAUAUAGUUCACGCAUAUAGAAAAUACUUUUAUAUUUUUAUUACAUAAAAAUAAUGGAUGUCACAGGUAGCCACUUUUACUUAUUCACAUAAAUUUUAAUGCAUUUAUUUAUUACACUUAAAGUAAAAUUUAAUAACAAAUGAUAUGAACAUUAUUAUCUGUAUUGUUUUAGUAUUUUUUGGUACUUCACACACAAUAAAAAUUAAAUCAGAUAUUGCUAUACUAUAGAAUUUACAUGUUCUAAUGAUUGAUGAAAUUUGAGAUAGCUUUUAAUUAACAUUACAUUAAAGCUACAAAUCUACAAUGUAUUAGAACAUGUAUAGUUCAAAUACAUAGAUACAUAAGUAUAUUUCGAAUACAUAUGUAAAUAUUAAAAUAAAAAUAAUAUCUUAAAUCCUCAAGAAAUAUCUCUUUUUAUAUGCUUAUACAUAUUAAAACAGGGAAAGACUAAUGUUCUUUUGUGCCUAGACUUAUAUAAUUUUUAUUUAUUAAAUAUGUAAUUUUAUAGUAUCAUGUUUUACAUUGUGUGUUAUAUUUCUAAUAAAAUUUUAAUGUCAGUACUAAUAUUUUAAAAAUUUCAACUGCUCCUAGUAAGUUACAUAUUACUAUAUUAAGGCUACAAUAUGUUGAAUGCAUUUUUAUAAUAAUAAUCUCAUUGCCUUCAUUUUUAUAGAAAGUUAAUUACAAAUUUUCGUUUGAGAUUUAUAUUUCACAUAAGUCACCUUGAGUUUGAAUACAUAAGUUAUUCAUUUAAGAUAUUUAUGCAUGGUUAUUAUUACAUAAACAUAAGUUACACUGACUUUCCUUCGGGGA
Molecule: messenger RNA, 1436 nt
Organism: Megachile rotundata (alfalfa leafcutting bee)
Lineage: Eukaryota; Metazoa; Arthropoda; Insecta; Hymenoptera; Megachilidae
Gene: Dpm3
Product: Dolichyl-phosphate mannosyltransferase subunit 3
Biological process (GO): GPI anchor biosynthetic process
Cellular component (GO): endoplasmic reticulum membrane; dolichol-phosphate-mannose synthase complex
Source: RefSeq, a predicted model, not a curated record